Messenger RNA from Oncorhynchus tshawytscha (Chinook salmon), 4085 nucleotides. Its product is annotated as sodium-dependent noradrenaline transporter-like. Gene Ontology annotation, molecular function: dopamine:sodium symporter activity; norepinephrine:sodium symporter activity. The record is from RefSeq and is a predicted model, not a curated record. Lineage: Eukaryota; Metazoa; Chordata; Actinopteri; Salmoniformes; Salmonidae. The coding region runs from base 3 to 1901 and encodes 632 amino acids. Gene Ontology annotation, cellular component: presynaptic membrane; neuron projection; neuronal cell body membrane. The transcript has 14 exons. Gene Ontology annotation, biological process: dopamine uptake involved in synaptic transmission; sodium ion transmembrane transport.
AGAUGAACAUCCAGGUCCUGCCAGACCACAAGCUGUCAUCAGUGGCCCCGCUGAAACCCUGCAAUGUGGAGAAGAAGGAGGUGGAACUGAUACUGGUGAAGGACCAAAAUGGGGUCCAGUAUACCAGUUCGACCAUCAUGCCCACCCCCAGCACGCACGGCACCCCCAGCACGCACGGCACCCCCUGCACCGCCGAGGAGCUGGAGGAGAGGGAAACAUGGGGAAAGAAAAUAGACUUUCUCCUAUCCGUCAUAGGCUUCGCAGUGGACUUGGCCAAUGUCUGGCGAUUCCCUUACCUCUGCUACAAGAAUGGAGGUGGUGCCUUUCUAAUCCCCUACAUUCUGUUCCUGGUGAUUGCUGGGAUGCCACUGUUCUAUAUGGAACUAGCCCUGGGACAGUACAAUAGGGAAGGAGCUGCUACAGUCUGGAAGAUCUGCCCUGUCUUUAAAGGUGUGGGCUACACUGUGAUCAUCAUAGCGUUGUAUGUGGGUUUCUACUACAACGUCAUCAUAGCCUGGUCCCUGUACUACCUGUUCUCCUCUAUGACCAGUGAGCUGCCCUGGCUCCAUUGUGGCAACGCCUGGAACAGUCCGAACUGCACAGACCCCAAGCUACUAAACGGAUCCUUCCUGGGCAAUGGGACGUCUUAUGCCAAGUACAAGAUGACGCCUGCUGCAGAGUUCUAUGAGCGUGGCGUACUCCACCUCCAUGAGAGCAGGGGGAUCCAGGACCUGGGCAUGCCUCGCUGGGAGCUGGUCCUCUGUCUGGUGGCUGUGGUCUUUCUUCUCUACUUCAGUCUCUGGAAGGGCGUCAAGUCCUCUGGCAAGGUGGUGUACAUCACGGCCACCAUGCCCUAUGUGGUGCUGUUCGUCCUGCUGAUCAGAGGCAUCACUCUGCCAGGGGCUAUGGACGGCAUACGGGCCUACCUCCACAUCGACUUUAAACAACUCAACGACCCCAAGGUGUGGAUUGACGCUGCUACCCAGAUCUUCUACUCAUUGGGAGCUGGCUUUGGAGUGCUCAUUGCAUUUGCUAGCUACAAUAAAUUUGACAACAACUGUUACAGGGAUGCUAUCCUGACCAGUACAGUGAACUGUGUCACCAGCUUCUUUUCAGGUUUCGCCAUCUUCUCUGUGCUCGGCUAUAUGGCCUACAAACACGGAGUAAGGAUAGAGGACGUGGCCACCGAAGGUGCAGGACUGGUGUUCAUCAUCUAUCCUGAGGCCAUCUCCACCCUGCCUGGAUCUACCUUCUGGGCCAUAGUAUUCUUCAUCAUGCUGCUGACUCUGGGCAUCGACAGCUCUAUGGGCGGUAUGGAGGCAGUCAUCACAGGACUGUCAGACGACUUCAAGAUCCUGAAGAGGAACAGGAAGCUGUUCACCUUCGCCACGGCAUUCGGAACCUUCCUUGUCGCGCUCUUCUGCAUCACUAAUGGAGGUAUAUAUGUGCUGACUUUGUUGGAUAACUACGCGGCAGGGACCUCCAUCUUGUUUGGGGUGCUGAUUGAGGCCAUUGGGGUGUCCUGGUUCUACGGCGUGGACCGCUUCAGUGAGGAUAUCGAGCGCAUGAUGGGCUUCAAGCCAGGUCUCUACUGGAGGCUGUGCUGGAAGUUUGUCAGCCCCACCUUCCUACUGGUCGUGGUGAUUGCCAGCAUCGUGACGUCCACGGGCCUGAGUUAUGAUGACUAUGUCUUUCCUUCAUGGUCCAAUGUGAUUGGCUGGGGCGUAGCUCUGUCCUCCAUGAUGUUUGUGCCCAUCUACGCCAUCUACAAGUUCCUCAGUAUGCCAGGGACAUUCAAACAGAGGAUCGCCUACUGCAUCACACCAGAACACGAACAUCAUCUGGUGGCGGAGGGAGCUACCAUCAGACAGUUCACGCUCAAGCACUGGUUGGCUAUCUGACAACCUGAUGUCACCCAACCUUCCCCCACUACUCACAAUUCCGGGGUGUUGGAGUCAUUGUGUUUCGACGGCAGAUGUUCCUGCUGCUGAGCUUCCUGCUACUGGAGGAUGGACAGGGAUAACGCCAUGCGCCUCUCUGUGUUCUGUUGGUUCUGACCCAACCUGCGACCUGCCAUCCCCUCUUUUCCACUCGGCUCCUCAUCUCCCUCUCUCUCUGUUGAGUGACUACAGAUCAUUUGUUUUUUUUUACGAUGACUGUUCUGUGUUCAUUAGUUAUACAUGGGUUAGACACUUAAACCAAGUCAAAAAGUACCAAAUGACCACUUCUGUCAUCAUGUAUGCUCUAGGCAGGGGGAGACAAACAUGACUCGCAUUGCUUUUUAUCUUCUUGAUUCUUUUCAAAGAGGCCCCUCAAGCUUUUAGGUGAACGAGAAAGGGAAGAAAUCUAGUUUCAUUGCCCUCUUUGUAUGUCUGACUGAGUAGGUCCCCAGUCACUACUCUAGAUAACAGCAGCUCAACUGUGUCAGUGCCUUAUCAAGCUAGACACUUCAGAACCUGUCAAUGUUUUCAUUGGUCCAUACAGAAAGGUAAAUGUUUUCAUUGGUCCAUACAGAAAGGUUUUGCCCGACGACUCAGGAAUCCUCCUGCAGAUCAGAGCUCGUGGAUGACAGAUACACUUUAUGGUUACCAACAUACGUUAUUCAUUCAGUUUGAAUGACAAUGUCCUUUAGAUAUUCAUCUUACAGCAGUAGAGGUUUUCCCAGUUGUCUUUUCCAUCUUUUGAAACCUACCUGAAACAGAUCUGAAGCUUUUGUCACCUGCCUCACAGAAAAGGGAACAAUUUAUGUUGAGACUCAGAAGUGUUUUGUCUUGCAAGUGGUCGUCCUUAUACUUUACACAUGGCCUUUACACAGAGUAGAGGUCUACAUUGUCCUGCUAUGGUUGCUAAUGGUACUGUGUGUACCAACUUUAAUGUGUUGCAUAGUACUAGCAUCCUCUUCAGAGAGGCUUGUGCCCUUGAUCCAAUGAUUUGCCUUCGCCGUGCUUGUGGAUAAACAGUAGUAUUGAACAGUGAUGAAGACACAAAGGGAGGCUUUGAUUAAAUGAAGUUGAAUCCAGCACUUGAAAGAAGUCUUUAACAGAAGUACUUGUUUCAGUUUUCUAUGGAGAGGUAUGCACUCUUAGUGUUUUAGGGAACGUUUUCAGGCAUGCAAGAAAUGCCCUGUUUUAUCAAAAGCUUAACUGACUUACAGCACUAACACAGGUAGACUCAACAAAACAAGUGAUUUCUUUACUUUUUAUAUAAUGUUCUCUUUGUUAUGUUGCAUCUUUCCAAUGCAUUGUUUUGUGGUCCAUAUGGGUGAGGGAAAUCAGGAGCUUCUCCUUCAAAGUGUGUGUGUGUGUGUGUGUGUGUGUGUGUGUGUGUGUGUGUGUGUGUGUGUGUGUGUGUGUGUGUGUGUGUGUGUGUGUGUGUGUGUGUGUGUGUGUGUGUGUGUGUGCCUGCGCAUGUGGAAGGAUAGCUAGUGUAUUUUAAGUUUGAAAUGAAAUGCCUCAUUCAUUGUUACGUUAAAUAGUUUAUGGUGUCUUUAUAUGUUACUUUGUCAUCUGUUAAAGCCUAUUUUUUGUCAAACUCGACUUAAAGAAAAUUCACCACCAAGGAAGUGCCAAACUGUUCACCCCUUUUUUAGAGAUGUUUUUGUCUUUCGUUUUGUUUCUCUUUUAUGUUUCUUUAUUUAUUCAAAUGGAGUUGAAAUGUAACUGCAUUUUUCUUAUUGUGAAAUAACAUUAAUGGCAGGAAGCAAGUCACACACAACAAUUAUUAUUGUAUGUGGAGUAUAAGACAUGGAAAAAUAUAUACAUAUAUUCUUUUGUUAUAUAUCUAAUCUUGUAUUUAUCAAAUAGUUUAUAAACGAAACGUGAAUGUAAAGUAUUUUAAACGUAACUGUCCACUGUUACUGUUAUAUCAUUGUGUUUGAUGUAGGUAAGAUGAAUCUAUGUACAGAUGUGUUCUCCAGUGUAACCGGGGUAACUUUGCAACGUGAAUGUAGAACCCUGGCAUUACCUGAGCUACGUUUACAGAACACUGUGUACAAUACAAAAGUCCUGUUGAACGUGAGUGACAACUAUCUAUGAAGAAGUCAAAAUAUGCACACUAUUAUAAUAAAGAGUUCUUCUACACACACA